Molecule: messenger RNA, 5708 nt
Organism: Neoarius graeffei (lesser salmon catfish)
Lineage: Eukaryota; Metazoa; Chordata; Actinopteri; Siluriformes; Ariidae
Gene: mrc1a
Product: mannose receptor, C type 1a
Exons: 31
Coding region: 156-4526 (1456 amino acids)
Molecular function (GO): signaling receptor activity
Source: RefSeq, a predicted model, not a curated record
CGCCGACCUUAAAACAAAUGAGGGGUGUGCAUUUUUUCCACACGGUUUGUUAACUUCACACUAUUCACUCGAGCAGAAACUCACACAUACAAACACAUAAAGACACAACUCACUCCCUGGAUUAUUCUUCUUGGAUUAUGAACUAAAAGACAGAUAUGAAGAAGCUCCACUUUCCUCUGUUUGUGCUGCUGUGCCUCUGCAUGGCUUUGCACCACACUGUGCAGCUAGACAGCAGCUCUUUCCUCAUCUACAAUGAGUUUCACAACAAAUGUGUGAAGGUGGUAGAGCCCAAUAUAGCACAGAUCAGUGACUGCGACUUGUCUUCAGACACACAACGUUUCCGAUGGAUUUCCUCUUCUCAGGUCCUAAGCAUUUCUCACAAGCUGUGCCUUGGAUCUCAGGACCUUAAAGAUUGGGUUCGAGUUGUUCUGGUCCCCUGCAAUAAACUCAGUCCAUUGCAGACAUGGGAGUGCAAGAAUGAAACUCUGUUUGGUAUAAAGGGCCAAGAAUUGCAUCUGAAUUACGGCAAUCGCCAUGAGCCCAAUAUACUGCUCUACUCAGGGACAGGUUUGUGGAGCCGCUGGCAGAUAUAUGGCGAGAAGAAAGACCUGUGCUCUCACGGAUACCAAGAGGUUUUCACCAUUGGUGGCAAUUCGAUGGGCAGCCCCUGUCAGUUUCCCUUUCAAUUUGGAGCAAAGUGGUACGCUGAGUGCACACUUGAUGGACGAUCUGACGGACAGCUUUGGUGUGCCACAGUCACAGACUAUGACCAGGAGAAGAAAUGGGGUUUCUGUCCAACGAAAUCAUCAUCAGGUUGGGACUCUGAUCCAGUAACAGGUGUGUUGUACCAGAGGAACAUUCAGUCAGUGCUGACCUGGCAUCAGGCUCGCAAAAGCUGCCAGCAGCAAGACGCUGACCUACUCAGCAUCAUGGAGCUGCAUGAGCAAGCAUAUAUAUCAGGGUUAACUAAUAUACUUGGAUCAUCUCUUUGGAUUGGACUGAAUAGUCUGGAUUUUGAAAGUGGCUGGCAAUGGAGCAAUGGAAACCCAUUUAGAUAUCUGAACUGGGCUCCAGGCCACCCCUUACUGGAGCCUGGCAUGAACUGUGCAGCACUUAAUGCUGGGAAAGCAUCGAAAUGGGAGAGUAUAGCCUGCGGUAGUAAACUGGGAUACAUCUGCCGCAAGGGAAAUUCCACUACCAUUACACCUUCCGUGGGUAAAGACCAGCCCAGUUUCUGUCCAUCCUCCUGGGUGCCAUAUUCUGGUCACUGCUACUCUCUCUCACGUACUAAGAAGAUUUGGAAAGAUGCUCUGACAGCUUGUCGUAAAGAAGGAGCUGAUCUGACCAGUAUUCACAAUAUAGAAGAAUACAGCUUUAUUAUAUCACAGAGUGGAUACUUGCCUACUGAUGAAUUAUGGAUAGGUCUAAAUGAUCAGAAGACUCAGAACCUGUUUGAAUGGUCAGACAGAACCCAUGUCACCUUUGCCAAAUGGCUGGUGGGAGAACCUUCACACACAUCUAUUCUGAGAGAGGACUGCGUUCUCAUGAAAGGAAAGGAGGGGAAGUGGGCAGAUCACAUGUGUGAAAAGGAGUAUGGCUACAUAUGUAAGAAGAAAGCUUCCACCAAACCUGCAGGGUCACCUGAGGUGAUCAGUCCUGGAUGUCCUGCUGGUUGGAUCAGGUUCAACUCCUACUGCUACAGCAUUGCUGUAGAAGCCAAAACCUUCAAUGAGGCCAAAACAGCAUGUGGACAGAGUGGAGCUAACCUAAUAAAAGUUGCAGACAGGUAUGAGAAUGCUUUCCUCAUCAGCCAGAUUGGUUUACGACCUGAAAAAUAUUUCUGGCUUGGCCUGUCCAAUAUGGAACAUGAAGAACACUUUGAGUGGACAAAUAAAGAAGCAGUCAAAUUUACACACUUUAAUGUAGGAAUGCCAGAUAGGCGCCAGGGCUGUGUUGCCAUGCGAACUGGGACUUCAGCAGGAUUAUGGGAUGUAAUCACCUGUGACAGUAAAGAGAAGUACAUCUGUCAGAAAAUAGCAGAGGGUGUUACUACAACCAGACAGCCUCCUGUGACACAACCUCUCAGCUGCCCCACCAAAUGGAUAAAAAAAGACCCUGCCAAUUGUAUUCGGGUAUAUAGAAAGGAAGAAGAGAAUAAGAAAACAUGGCUUGAGGCUCGUAAUUUCUGCAAAGCCAUUGGUGGUGACCUUGCUAGCUUUCACUCUGACGCUGAAACCAGCAAGUUACCGUAUGGUGGGGGAGGUGAUCCAGCAUGGAUUGGAUUUAAUAUUCUGGAUGAUAAUGCUGGCUUUGUGUGGUCAGAUGGAAGUCCAUCAAGUUAUGAGUCCUGGGGCUAUGGGGAGCCCAAUAAUUACAAUUCUCAAGAGCAUUGUGCAGAAACCAACUUCUUCUAUGGUCAUAGGUGGAAUGAUAGGGAUUGUGAAGCCUACAGUGAUUGGAUCUGUCAGAUACGACUGGGUAAAACUCCAAAACCUCCACCUACAGGCACCCCCCAAGCGGAGUUUAACAUUACAGAUGAUGGCUGGAUCCAGUUCAAUGGUAGUCAGUACUACAUUAAUAAAGAGCGUCUGGAUAUGGAAACUGCUCGUGCAUUUUGCAAGAAGAACCAUUCUGACCUAAUUGUCAUUACUGGUCAUAGUGAAAGGAAGUUUAUAUAUAAACAGAUUUCAAGAGGCUCAGAAGACCAGUACUACAUUGGAAUGACUGUGGGAUUGGAUAAAUCCUUUAGUUGGGUGGAUGGUUCCCCAGUUGUCUAUACAGCCUGGAACCAAAAUGAACCAAACUUUGCCAACAAUGAUGAAAACUGUGUUACCAUGUACAAGAGUAUGGGAUUCUGGAAUGAUAUCAAUUGUGGAGUACAAUUACCCUCUAUCUGUAAAAGAAGUGUUGACUUUGUCACCAGCACAGCAGCUCCUACCACUGCACCAAAGGGAGGCUGUAGUUCUGACUGGACCACUUUUCAGGGAAAAUGUUAUAAAUUUGUAGGGAAAGAUAGCAGUGAAGAGAAAUCAUGGCAUGAUGCUCGACAAUAUUGCAUCUCUCAAGGAGGCAACUUAGUGUCCAUUCGGAGUCAAGCAGAGCAAGCAUUUCUCACCACUAUGAUGCUCAGUGCACCUGAUGACAUGUGGAUUGGCUUGAAUGAUGUCAACUGGGAGAUGCGCUUCCUUUGGACAGAUGGGAAAGGUGUCCAGUUCACCAACUGGGCCAAAGGUUAUCCAGUGUCAUUUCCAGAUGGACGCAGAAGUUAUGGAGUAGAUGACCUCUUCUCAAGUUGGGACUAUGACUUUCAAGAAGAAAGCAGGUUUGACUGUGUCAUUAUGGUGAAGCAACCAGACAAGAUUACUGGCAUGUGGAAGGUUGAGGACUGUGAAGAAAAACGAGGUUUUAUCUGCAAGAGGAAUAUUGAUCCUCAGAUCCAAGUUCCAUCAACAACAGUGUCACCAGCAUCAUAUUUUAAACUGGGGAAUAAUUCAUAUAAGAUACAGAAUGUGAAGAUGAGCUGGGAUGAGGCAAGGAGGCAGUGCAAAGCAGACGAUGCUGAAUUAGCUAGUGUGUUAGACUCUGUCACCCAGGCAUUCAUCACCCUCAAGACUGGCAGAUUGAAAGAGCCUGUGUGGAUUGGCCUAAACAGCAAUGUGACCGGUGGGCGAUACCGCUGGACAGAUAACUGGUUACUGCGCUACACUAAAUGGGCUAAAAGUGAACCACUGAGAAACCAGGCCUGUGUAUAUAUUGAUACUGAUGGAACAUGGAAAACAUCAGAAUGCAGUAAAAGCUAUUACUCUCUCUGCAAACGCUCAUCAGAUAUUGCACCCACUGAUCCCCCUCAACUCCCAGGACGCUGCCCAGAGCCAAAAAAAUCCAAGGUCUGGAUUCCUUUCCGAGGGCAUUGUUAUGUUUUUAUAGCCUCAAGGAAUGAGAACUGGGCCCAUGCUUCAGUGGAGUGUAUGAGAAUUGGUGCAUCAUUGGUGAGUGUGGAGGAUGUAGCGGAGUCCAACUUCAUCCGCCAGAAUCUUGAGAUUCUUCAUGAUGAAGCCAAAUCUUUCUGGAUUGGCAUCCACCGCAGCUACACAGGUGAGUGGAUGUGGAUUGAUAACACUGUGGUGGACUAUACUAAUUGGGCACCACGGUCACCUGGUACCCAAGGUGACUGUGUGGAGGCCAAAUCAGAAAGUGGCUUGUGGAUAAACACGCACUGCAGUGCAUACAGAGCCUAUAUCUGCAAAACCUCCAAAAUUAUACCAGCAACUGAGAAACAGCCGGCAAGUCGUCCGAUUGUGGAAGAGCCCUCUCAUAGCUACACUGGUAUCACUGUAGCAGUUGUGUUGGUGAUAAUUGCUGUUGUAGGACUGGCUGCCUUCCUCUUCUAUAAAAGACCAACUAUCCCAGUAAUCGGGGAGUGUACAUUUGAUAACACACUCUACUUUAACAACCCUUCACGAGCUACCACUACUGUAGACACCAAGGGACUGGUUCCCAACAUGGAACAAAAUGAGUGUGCAUAACACACACACUAAUGACAUAAUGUUACUAAUGACAUAAAAGGAAAAAAAUGUGUUUUUUAAAUAAUCAAGAUGUAUAGAUGAACUGUGUCCAUCACCAACCUGCUUGGUUGUAGGAGGAUGUCUGCUCAAUAUUUAGUAAAUUCACAAAAUACACAAGGUGAUGAAAUCACAUGUUGCUUAUUUACAUCUUAUAGUGCUUUCUUUAAUCCUAAAAAUGUUCAAGUUAAUAUAGGACAGUGUAAAUGUUCAUAGACUGUGUACCACCAUGUUUUUAUUCUCAGAGCUGUGCUUUAUUGACAUUGUUGUUCUUUAUUUUAAUGUCUUUAAAUUGUAAAUAAAUGUUUAAAGAACUAAAAAGGAACUUUGAAGUAUGACAUCUAUACUUGCUGUUAAAAUGUUCUAGAUAUUCAUGUUCAGCUUUAUGAAAUGUAAAGUCCUUACCUGAUGUAACAUUAACACAAUGAACUGAAUGAGUUUGAGUCUUCAGCUGAAUAUACCGUAUAAUGAGGUGCUUCUCGCUCUCGCUCUCUCUCUCUCUCUCUCUCUCUCUCUCUCUCUUUUUCUGACUCUCAUCCAAUCUACACAAUCCCCACAAUCAUUGCUAAAAUGUGGCUCAUAUUGCUAUAGUAACCACUGAUCUAAGAGCCUGAAUCAGAGGCCACUAAUCCCCUACACUAGCAUAUUUGCUCAUUAAAACAUUUUACCCGUGCUCUGGAAAUCGUGCCAUAGCUUUCUGAACCUUGGAGAAGGAAUAUAUUCUUUUCUUCAGCUACACAGUGGACUGGAAAGAAAAGCAAGGCCAGUAAUUUCUUAAUUAAAGUUGAGAUUUAAAGAGAGGGAGUUGUUGGAGUGAGUUGUUGUUUUUGGUGUUGCUCGUAUUGGUACAGCGUAAUAGUAUAGUGUGUAGUUAAUAUUGUGAUUUAUACAGUAAGAAUGUCCUAGUCAUAGGGAGCAUUUUGAUUUUGUGCAUAGUUGAUCCAUGAGUAGAGUUUGUGUGUGCAUGUUUCAGGAUUUGUGUAGUCAGUUUUUAGGCACUGGCUUAGAUACUGUGUGGGGGAAGCAUGACGUUAACGUGCAUGUAAACAAAUCUUGCCUUCAACAAUAGUAUUAGCAAAGAACUUAGUAUUGUCUGUCUGUCUGUCUGUCUGUCUUCAUUCUUAAUUAAAUGAACCCACUCUUUCA